Trifolium pratense (red clover) is the source of this 1484-nucleotide messenger RNA. Its product is annotated as myb family transcription factor IPN2-like. Lineage: Eukaryota; Viridiplantae; Streptophyta; Magnoliopsida; Fabales; Fabaceae. The record is from RefSeq and is a predicted model, not a curated record. Gene Ontology annotation, molecular function: DNA binding; DNA-binding transcription factor activity. Bases 175 to 1206 code for a protein of 343 amino acids. The transcript has 6 exons.
AGAGAAUGUAAAUAAAGCCAUCCACAUUCUCCAUCUCAUCUUAUAUAGAAACGAACCCUAUUCUUCUUUCCUUGCAUCCAUUAAUUUGUUCUUGAUUCUCUAUCUCUUUUCAGCUAACUUAUUAAAAGAUAUAUAGAAAACAAGAGAGAAAUAAGAACAAGAAUAUAGUGAGAGAUGGAAAGAAUGUUCCCUGCAAAAAAGCCCUCAACAAUGAUGAAUUCUCAUGAUAGAUCCAUGUGUGUUCAAGGUGAUUCAGGCCUUGUCCUCACUACCGAUCCAAAACCACGGCUUCGAUGGACAGUCGAACUCCAUGAACGCUUCGUCGAUGCUGUUGCUCAACUUGGAGGGCCUGAUAAAGCUACUCCUAAAACAAUCAUGAGGGUUAUGGGUGUGAAGGGUCUUACUCUUUACCACCUCAAGAGUCAUCUUCAGAAAUUUAGACUUGGAAAGCAACCCCACAAGGAAUUCAAUGAGCAAUCUAUUAAGGAUGGUAUGAGAGUUUCGGCUUUUGAACUGCAACGAAAUAGUGGCAACUCAUCUUCUAUGACUGGCCGCAACAUGAAUGAGAUGCAAAUGGAGGUGCAUAGAAGAUUGCAUGAACAACUAGAGGUUCAAAAGCACCUUCAAUUGAGGAUUGAGGCUCAAGGAAAAUACAUGCAAAACAUAUUGGAGAAAGCAUAUAACACACUUGCAGGAGAAAACAUGGCAGCUGCAUCAGCUACAAAUUUCAAGGGUAUUGGAACUCAAGGAAUCCCUAACAUGAAAGAUUUUGUUUCUCCUCUUAAUAAUUUUCCUCAUUUUCAAGACCUUAACAUUUGUGGUAGUGAUGAUGAACAGCUUGAGAGGCCAACCAUUGAUGGAUUUAUGCCAAAUAUUAGUAAUGAAAAUUUGUUUGUUGAAAGGAAAAUAACUAAUAACCCUUUUAAUGGAAGUGGAAAAGGUCCAUUAAUUUGGAAUGAUAAUAAUGAUCUUAGGCUUCAUGAUUUGGGAACAACUUCAUCAUGCAUUAGUCCUCAAGAUGUUCCUAAUUUCAAAGGUGAUGAUGACUCAUUGGAUAGAGGUGAUAUUGAAAGUGAUCCUAUUGUUGAGAUUCAUUAUGAUACAAAGUUGAGUGAAAAGAAAUUUGAUGCAUCUAUGAAGCUUGGAAUAACAACACCUAUGAUCAAUGCUGUGGCAGCUGGUAGAAGCUCAUCACCAUUUUCUUGAGAAUAUUGAUUAUAAUUUUCUUAUGUAACUUACUUUAAUAUAUAGAUUAGACUAGAGGAUAUAUAUUUUUGAGUUUUGGUCAUAGAAAUCAAUAGUUUAUACGAGGGUCAUUUUGUUUAUGGUAUAUCAAUGUCAUUGCAUGACAUAUACCAGAAAAGUCUUAUUAUAACUCUAAUCUUUUUUUUUUUUUUGGUUGCUUGAAUUACAAAUGCUUAUUAGCUAGUGUUAAUUCCAAUCUAAUGUAUUCAAACUUGAACAAUAAAAUAUUAUUUAUCUUU